CAUAUGGCUUUGCCUAAAGCUCAUUUGCACAGAUUCCAAUUGUCGUCAAAAAUAUUGCCAAAUUUUGUUAGUGGUUGUUUUAUUUGCACUAAACUCAUCAAUAUGUACACGAUUUGACAACAAUGAGCUUUUUCGGCAUGGUGAGCAAAUAAAAGCAAAAUCAAAUCGAAAAGCAAAACAAUACAACUUCAAAAGCGACUACAAUCCAAUCCAAUCCAAUAGUAACAUAAUAAUAAACGAGCAAAGCUACUCUACAAAAUUACCAUAAUUGAGGUGCGCUUAUAAUGAUCGAAUGACAACGUGAGAGAUACUAAAAACUGAGAUAGAGAGUGAGAGAGAGAGAGAAAAACUGAAUGCGGUAAGCAAACAAUUAUUAAAGAUUGUAAAAGGCCCGAAAUAGCGAAAUCAAAUCGAAAGAUCAUCAACACUAUAAAAUGCAAAUGAAGCGACAAUAAACCAAAAACAUAAAAAAAGGAAAAAGAGAGGAGAUGCCGAGCAUCACGACAGCGACAGCGACAGCGACAACAAAUUGUGCAUCUUCAACACUAAACUAAUACGGUAUUCACAAUCAAUACAAUUUUGUCAGCUGCUGCCACAACAACAACAGCAACAACCACAACAAUUGCAUAAGCAACAAGGCAGCAACAACAACAACAAGUGAGAGAGGCAUUCAAGCGACUCCAAAGCGACCUCAUUUACACAAAUCGCAAUCUUUAGCCAGCUUGUCGAGACCCUACACAGACAACACCGCCACCGCCACCGCCACCGCCAGCAACCACAGCACAACACAACAACAACAACAACUUGACUCGAAUUUUGUUGCCAUUUUCAGAUCAACAUUCAAAUUGAUUGCUUGCUAAAAACAAGUUGAUUACACAUACGCCACGUUAUCCCUCAAACAUGGACGCCGCUGAAUUGUUGCAUCAAUUGUAUCUGAAUGUUCUGCAAAUAUUUAAAAUCUACAUCAAGUUCGCUUUCAUUACACUCAUCGUCUACUUUGUCGCCGAGUGGUAUAUUGUGAAAUAUGGCGCCGAAUUGGAGGCUCAACUGGAUGCCCAAUUGGGGGGAGAGAACAAUGAGCCACCGCCAUCGAAUAGCACUCUAAGCAAAGUGAUACGAGUUGUUUUGAAUUUCUUUGUCAUCUGAAUACAAUAAUAAUAUUCUACUAUAUCGAUUUAUUGACUCGCAAGGUCAAGCUAAAAGUAUUGCCGGGUAUCUAAACUGAGACUGAAUCAGAAACUCGAACGCGAACUCGAAUUUAUUGCGGAAUUGUGCAGCUCACGAGAGUUUUUUUUAACGCUUAGCUGUUAGCAAAUACUACAUACACACACACACAUAUAUCCUCAAGGCCUUUUAGAGAAUGUAAAACGUAGCCAGUUAUCAUAGGCGGUAACAAAAAAAAAAAAAAACUCACUAAACAAAAACAUUCUUUU
This is a messenger RNA of Drosophila nasuta, 1433 nucleotides long. RefSeq lists its product as uncharacterized. Bases 901 to 1146 code for a protein of 81 amino acids. The record is from RefSeq and is a predicted model, not a curated record. Lineage: Eukaryota; Metazoa; Arthropoda; Insecta; Diptera; Drosophilidae. The transcript has 2 exons.